CAUUCUACUAUUUCGUUCUGCUGUCUGAAAGAAAGCAGAGAAAAGCAUGAAAUGGCGAAGAUGAAAAUGAGAGAAUCAUCAAAAUCCGAUUACGAAGCUCUCAGAGUCGCUCGCAUCUUAGAGAACAAGGCUAGGUUAGAAUCAUUGGGUAUUUUGAAUAAAGUUUCCAAGCUUCGAGAAGCAUCUACUCCAACAAAAAAACUACGUACAAAUGUGAAAACGGUUUACGGUCUCACUCCCCUGCGCCGAUCUCAGCGAAUCAAGGAUGUUGCCGCCAGCACAGCUACCUUUGAUGACCUCUCGUCGCGACCAUCUCACGAGAAGUUAACUACAGAGGAAGGGGAAGAAGAGAAGGAGAGACGCAUUGUAACUAGAAAUAAAUGGGAAGAAGAGAAGAGGCCUGCAAAUGCACCUCUUAUUGAACUUAAUCCAAAAGAUGUAGAGCAUUUUCUUUCAGCAGAGAGUUCUGGCAGGCGCUGCGAUAGCAAGGGUAGAGGCAGUGUUUAUAAUCCACUUUUGGGGAUAUGCUGCCAUUUUUGCAGGCAAAAGAAAUUGUGUGGGGAAGAAGAUUGCAAAAGAUGUGGGAAUUGUGACGUGGAUGAACCUUGUCUAGGAAAGACUGAUUGUUCAGUGUGUCACUCGAGCAACGGUGUCUUUUGUCGAGCCUGUCUUAAGGUUCGGUAUGGUGAAGAAAUUGAGGAGGUGAGAGAGAACAAGGAAUGGAUGUGUCCACAUUGCAUAGAAGAUAAAGGAAUAAACCCUUACUGGAUAUGUAACAGCUCAAUAUGCCUGAGGAAACGAAAGAUGUCACCAACAGGGAUUGCAAUACACAAAGCUCGGGAAAUGGGAUAUGAAUCAGUAGCACAUCUGCUAAUGGAAGAACUUAAACGUGGAAGCAGGCACAAAAGAUAAGAACAUCUUGCAAUCUCUAGUUAUAUUUUUUAAUUUGGAACAUCUUGUAAUCUAUAGUUAUAUUUUUUAAUUUGGAAGAAUUUGCUAAUUAAUAUUGAAGCUCAAUGUGGGACUUCUUCAGGCACUGAUUUGCCUUCAUUUUUAUAUAUUUGUCUGGUCCAUUAAUUUUCUUUGAUGAACGAUUUUCAUUGAUUUAUAUGUAAUCAAUGUUGGCAACAAUAAAUCACCGUAACUUGUAUUUACUUAUCUAUAUUUCAA
This is a messenger RNA of Trifolium pratense (red clover), 1170 nucleotides long. Its product is annotated as cell division cycle-associated 7-like protein. Lineage: Eukaryota; Viridiplantae; Streptophyta; Magnoliopsida; Fabales; Fabaceae. The coding region runs from base 52 to 912 and encodes 286 amino acids. Gene Ontology annotation, cellular component: nucleus. The record is from RefSeq and is a predicted model, not a curated record. The transcript has 8 exons. Gene Ontology annotation, biological process: regulation of DNA-templated transcription.